This is a messenger RNA of Propithecus coquereli (Coquerel's sifaka), 560 nucleotides long. It is a transcript of the gene SPMAP1, whose product is annotated as chromosome unknown open reading frame, human C17orf98. The record is from RefSeq and is a predicted model, not a curated record. Bases 1 to 465 code for a protein of 154 amino acids. The transcript has 3 exons. NCBI's taxonomy places the organism in Eukaryota, Metazoa, Chordata, Mammalia, Primates, Indriidae.
AUGGCGUACUUGUGCGAGUGUCCUCUGCGACUGGAGAAGGGCUUUAUCUUGGAUGGGGUGGCCGUGAGCACGGUGGCCCGGGCCUACGGUCUCACGAGGCCCAAGCUGUGGUCUGCGAUUCCGCCCUACAACGCGCAGCAGGACUACCACGCCCGCCGCUAUUUCCAGAGCCACGUGGUUCCGCCCGUUUUGCGGAAAACUCAUCAGGAUCGCUGUGGUACAGGAAGGGAUGGCUGGAUAGUAGACUAUUACCACAUCUUUGGACAAGGACAGAGAUACCUCAACAGGAGAAACUGGGCAGGGGCAGGGCAUUCCCUCCAGCAGGUGACCGGGCACAACCACUACAAUGCUGAUGUGAGACCCAUCAACGGGUUCAAUGGUCGGUUUGGCUACCGCCGGAACACCCCAGCCCUCCGCCAGCGCCCGUCCGUCUUUGGAGAGGUCACCCAAUUCCCUCUCUUCUAACAGCAUCUCUUCCCUUCACAGCCCUCGACCUGAAUUUCUAAGAUGUUUAGAUGAACUCUCAAUGUUAUUUUAUGUAUAAAAAACAUUUGUGUCUC